AUGGGAAAGUGCAAAAUUCUGGUGGUGGGAGGAACAGGACACUUGGGGAGGAGAAUUGUGAAGGAAAGCUUAGCAAAAGGGCAUCCAACUUAUGUUCUUCAGAGGGCUGAGAUCGGUUUGGACAUCAACAAACUGGAAAUGUUGUUGUCGUUUAAGGAUCAAGGAGCCCGUCUGGUUGAGGGGUCUUUUUCCGAUCAUCGGAGCCUCGUGGAUGCCGUAAAACUCGUCGAUGUUGUCAUCAGUACCGUCUCCGGGAAUCUCUUGUUGCAGCUUAAGCUAGUUCAAGCCAUCAAGGAAGCCGGAAAUGUCAAGCGAUUCUUACCAUCAGAAUUUGGGAUGGAUCCAUCAAGAAUGGGGAAUGCACUUGAACCAGGAAGGGUACCAUUUGAUGAGAAAAUGGCUGUCAGGAAAGCCAUCGAAGAAGCUGAAAUCCCUUUUACUUACGUCUGUGGUUGCUGCUGUGCUGGUUGGUUUGCUGGAAACUUAGGCCAAAUGAACACUUUGGUUCCACCUAAAGAAAAGGUCAUCUUAUAUGGAAAUGGCAACACUAAAGUGAUUUUCAUGGAUGAAGAUGAUGUCGCAACAUAUGCUGUUAAGACAAUAGAAGAUUCUCGAGCGUUGAACAAGACAGUUUACAUUCGACCCCAACAAAACAUUCUUAGUCAAAGGGAGCUGAUUGAAACAUGGGAAGAACUUAGUGGAAGAAAACUAGAGAAAAUUAGCCUCUCUGAUGAACAGUGGCUGGCUCCGAUGAAAGGAUUGGAAUGCGAUCAACAAAUGGGAGUAGGACAUAUCUACCACGUUUUCUAUGAAGGUUGUUUAACCAACUUUGAAAUUGGGGAAGAAGCUGAAGAAGCUUCAGAGCUUUACUCAGAAGUUGUAUGCACUCCCAUGGACUCCUACUUGAAACGUUUCCUUUAA
Molecule: messenger RNA, 921 nt
Organism: Oldenlandia corymbosa var. corymbosa
Lineage: Eukaryota; Viridiplantae; Streptophyta; Magnoliopsida; Gentianales; Rubiaceae
Source: the annotation of a GenBank genome assembly